AUUGGGCCUUCACGAGAGUCCCAAAAUUACUCCGCAAAUAAGGCACGGCGGCAACCAACGGUGGCUCAAAGCUUCAAAGAACGACCGAUUGACAUCCAGUGCCGCCAGCUGCAAUAACAGAGCAAGAAAAAUGAGUGAUGAAGCUCACAUUUGUCAAAGCCAUAAACGCCAUAGCCGAAAGCACUGCACAACGACGACGACAACUCCUUGAGCUCAACCAAUUGCUCGCCCAGCUCAAUCGCUCAAACCGCUACUUCGAUUCCCUUCGCCUGUUCACCCAAAUUCACUCAUUCCAAUCCCCGAAACCAGACCACUACACCCUCUCCACCGCUCUCACCGCCUGCGCUAUUCUUCGGGAAACGUUAUUUGGGAACCAACUCCACGCCCAUGCUAUAUUAACGGGCCUCAGAGCCUACCCUCAUGUGGGAAACACUCUGCUUUCUCUUUAUGUCAAAGCAGCGGAUUUGGACUCGGUGAGACGGGCUUUUGCAGAUAUCGAGAGCCCGGAUGUUUAUUCGUGGACGACGCUCGUGUCGGCGUAUGCUAAGCUGGGGCACAUGGAGGAUGCUUGGGAGGUGUUCGGUAGAAUGCCGGGUAGUGAUGUGGCGGUUUGGAAUGCAAUGAUUACAGGGUGUGCUGAGAAUGGGCACGUGGAGGUUGCUGUCGGGUUGUUUUGUGAAAUGCACAGGGUGGGUGUUAGGCAUGACAAUUACACUUUUGGUAGUCUUUUGAGUGUGUGUUCUACGGAGGAAUUGGAUUUAGGAAGGCAGGUGCAUUCACUGGUGAUAAAAACUGGGUAUUUGGUUAGGGCUUCUGUGGUCAAUGCUCUGGUUACGAUGUACUUUAAUUGUGGACUUGUUGUCAAUGCUUAUGAGGUAUUUGAAGAAGCGGAAGCUGGCGUAUAUGAUCAGAUUACUUUUAAUGUGAUGAUAGAUGGUUUGGGAAGAGCGGGAAGAGACAAAGAGGCCUUAGAGGUGUUCAAAGAGAUGCAAGAGGCUUGUCUCAGACCCACUGAACUUACUUUUGUGAGUGUGAUGAGCUCGUGUUCAUCUGCAAGAGUUGGGCAUCAAGUACAUGGCCAUACUGUUAAGAUGGGUUUUGAAGCAUUUACGUCUGUAAGCAAUGCAACGAUAACCAUGUAUUCCAGUUUUGGGGAUUUGCAUGCUGCUCACAUGAUUUUUGAGAGACUACAGGAAAAGGAUCUUGUCUCAUGGAACACCGUUAUUUCGAGCUACGCUCAAGGGAAUUUUGGUAGAUCAGCAAUCUUGGCCUACCAGCAAAUGCGACAGGCAGGAACUGAGCCUGACGAGUUUACUUUUGGAAGUUUAUUGGCCAGCUCGGAGUGCUUAGACAUUGUGGAGAUGAUCCAUGCCCUUGCAUCUAAAAAUGGGCUCAUGUUGCAAAUCCAAGUCCCAAAUGCAUUAGUUUCUGGAUACUUCAAGCAUGGAAAGGUAAAGCAGGCUUAUCAAAUUUUCCACGACACCUACCCCCGAAAUUUGAUCUCUUGGAAUGGCAUUAUUGCAGGGUCCAUGUUAAAUGGAUGCCCGAUACAGGGUUUGGAGCAAUUCUCUGAAUUGGUGAAAACGGAACUUAGGCCAGAUGUAUAUACCUUCAGUCUUAUUUUGAGCAUUUGUGCUAACAUUUCAUCCUUGCAACAUGGGAGACAGGUUCAUGGUUACAUUCUUAGAUUCAGAUUGUUUUCAGAGACAUCUUUAGGUAAUGCACUAGUGACAAUGUAUGCAAAAUGUGGGGCUUUAGAUCGGUCUCUGCUUGUGUUCAAUGCAAUGGUUGAAAAAGAUACAGUUUCCUGGAAUGCCCUAAUAUCUGCUUAUGCACAGCAUGGGCAAGGAAAAGACGCUGUGAACUGUUUUGAGGCAAUGCAAGACUCAUUUGGGGUCAAACCAGAUCAGGCCACCUUCACUGCAGUUCUUUCUGCCUGCAGCCAUGCAGGUUUAGUUGAUGAUGGCACUCGGAUUUUCAACUCCAUGGUGAAAAAUUAUGGGUUGAUUCCUGGAGUGGAUCAUUUUUCCUGCAUUGUUGAUCUUCUAGGUCGCGGUGGGUAUCUUGAUGAUGUGCAAAGAAUAAUAAAGAUUAAACAUGUAGAAACUGAACAUUCCAAUAUCUGGUGGACGUUGUUCAGUGCUUGUGCAGCUCAUGGUAAUAUAAAGCUAGGAAGAAUAGUCGCUGGAUUUCUUCUUGAUACGGAUCGUAGUAAUCCAUCAAUUUAUGUGCUUUUGUCAAACAUAUAUGCAGCCGCGGGUCAAUGGGAGGAAUCAGCUAAUAUUAGGGAACUGAUGAGGAGGAGUGGAGUUAUGAAGCAACCUGGCUACAGUUGGAUUGGGUCAUAAACCUUAGAAGUUGGAGAGAUCCAUGUUCAGCUAGAACAUUUCUCCACAGUAAGGUGGCAAUUUCUUGAUUUGAUUUGGUUAAUGCAUCUACCACCAUUACACAUACUAAUUCUCCAUUUUUAGUUCAGCAAGGCUGUAUAGGUUCUACUAUUAACUUUAUUGAAGGUCAGGGGCCACAUUCCUUCAAGUCGAAGUCCUCCUGCAGAGUUGCUUUCUAGAAAGAGGAGGGAUUCACCAAUGGUCAUUGAUGGAAUUGUUAUUCUUAUAUCCCCCUCCUGCCCAUUUUGAUAUAAUCGUGGUUAAUCAAAGCCCCCAUGAUUUGUUAAGGAAGGAAGCUUAGUAUCUUGGAAAAAGCUUCCAAGAAAUGGAUGUGAUCUCACUUGGUAACAAACUUGAGAAGCGACCUGGAGUUAGGAUUUUUCCCCUCCUAUUUA
Juglans microcarpa x Juglans regia is the source of this 2782-nucleotide messenger RNA. RefSeq names its product pentatricopeptide repeat-containing protein At3g49740. The transcript has a single exon. The record is from RefSeq and is a predicted model, not a curated record. Gene Ontology annotation, molecular function: protein binding; RNA binding. Lineage: Eukaryota; Viridiplantae; Streptophyta; Magnoliopsida; Fagales; Juglandaceae. Gene Ontology annotation, biological process: RNA modification. Bases 138 to 2348 code for a protein of 736 amino acids.